This is a messenger RNA of Drosophila miranda, 1915 nucleotides long. RefSeq names its product probable myosin light chain kinase DDB_G0279831. The record is from RefSeq and is a predicted model, not a curated record. The transcript has a single exon. Lineage: Eukaryota; Metazoa; Arthropoda; Insecta; Diptera; Drosophilidae.
AAGCUAACGGCUUCAAACCGAAAACAACAGGCAAGUGGUAAACGCGCGAAAAGAAAUUCGAAAUUCUACAUUCUCCAUUCUCUGCAUUCGAUAUUCGCGGAACCAACGGAACCGUUGCAUUCGAACGGCAAACAAAGCGCGGGCGGCAAACAAAAAACCCACACAAAAGGCAUUGCAAAUACGAUUCGUUUGCGGUUUAUUUAUUUUUUUGAGCGUGUGUGAUCGAAAUUGAGAAGAAAGUGCAGAAACAAUGGCGUUCAUGAUGCCGGUGAUGAAGAACAAUUAUGAUAUCUACAAGGACACGCGCUCACGCAAGACCUCCGAGUGCUCCAAUGCGAGUAGUAACGGGACCACGGCCGUGGGCACUGCCUUGGGCACACCCACAACAGCCACCGGCAACCAGCAGCAACAGCAGCAGCAGCAGCGACGCCGCAAGGUGUCCGAAUGCAAGUCCGAAAGUUUUGCCACCUCCCCCUCACACGGCCAGCUGGGUGGGGGCGGCAAUGGCCACCGCAUGCAGAUGCAGCGGUGCCAGAGCUCGCGCACUUUCCCGCGAAACGCAUCGCGGAGCUCGAACGGCUCCAUGAUGCUGAUUAUGUCCCCAACGCGGUCCAGCCCCCUCAGCCGCACGCAAACGGCCUCGGCCCUGGAGCGCCAGGCGGCGGCGACGGCUCAAAGUCAGAAUCAGAGUCAGCAGAGCUGCAAGCAGAGCAACGGAAACGGCAGCGAUGUGAAUGCGACAUCGACCGCCAGUAACGAUUAUACCAAAUUCCACUUGCGUCUUGUUGACAAGCUCCGCAAAUCCUUCCGCAAGGACAGCGGCAAGCGCUCUUGAGAGCGGGCCCAUAAGCAGCAGCAGAACAGCAAUAUCAGCAACAACAACAACUACAAUGCCAGCGGCAGAGCUGUACAUCGCCCCAGCCACAACAACAACAACAACGACAACCACAACUGGGAGGAAAUAGAAGCAGCAGAAGACGAAGAAGGGGAAAGAGCAUCAGUACCUGCGAGAGGGGGAGGGAUGAUCAGUCGAAUGGGGCGACGCUUCAGGCGCUACUAUCAAUUCUUCUCCCACGCCAGCGUCGUGCCACCGCAGCUGGCGUUGGCUCUGGAGCUAGACAGAGAAGCGACCAGCAGCUCUGUCGAGCAGCUAACAGGCGGCAGCAGCAGUCCCUACCGUCGACGUAACCGUCGACGCAGCAGCAUCGGCAGCGCCAGUCGGCUAAAGAUGCGUGUGCGUCGCUCCACCUCCUCGCCAGACUAGGGAAAGGGACCGCAGCAGCAAAGCGAAUGCAGCGAGGGUGACAAACAAAAAAGAGAAAGAGAAAAGGAAAAAGAUGAGUGGAGGAGACAGCCAGCGAGUGGAUCGGCGAGAGACCCCCUCAAAACCGAUGCGAGUGAGUGAGUGGGUCGGCGAUAGUUGGCGGCGGUUGUUUUGCUGAAUAAUAUAAUAAUACAUUUUACUACUCAAUUUUUUUUUUGUAUUCGGUGUACAAAUGAAAACUAUAACUAUAAAUUCAUUUUAAAUAUUAUACAUAUGUAUGUAUGUUCGUGUUUAUAUGUAUGCUUUUGUGUGUGGCAAGGCUUCCAAGUAGUGUAUUUAGAUCCCUACCCAAAAAAGACCCUCUCCGGCCACGCAUUGCGGUGUUGCUUUGAUAAAAAAUGAAAUUUACACAAAACAAAUUGCAACUGCCAAAUUGCAUUGUAUAACAGUAUAACACUAUAACAAAGACCCACACAGACACACAAAAAAGGAUAGUACAACAAAUGUUCGAUAAAGAAAACUAUAUUGUAUCGUUAAAUUGGUUAUACAUAUAUGUAUAUAUGUAGAUUACAUAAUCUGUAAGCGCAAAUAUUGACAAUAUAUGUAUGUACUACAUAUGGGCACAAACACUUGUGGUCAACAAAAACAAAA